This is a messenger RNA of Chroicocephalus ridibundus (black-headed gull), 4762 nucleotides long. RefSeq names its product ADAM metallopeptidase domain 9 (gene ADAM9). NCBI's taxonomy places the organism in Eukaryota, Metazoa, Chordata, Aves, Charadriiformes, Laridae. Gene Ontology annotation, cellular component: plasma membrane. Gene Ontology annotation, molecular function: metalloendopeptidase activity; integrin binding. Bases 68 to 2617 code for a protein of 849 amino acids. The record is from RefSeq and is a predicted model, not a curated record. The transcript has 22 exons. Gene Ontology annotation, biological process: membrane protein ectodomain proteolysis; cell-cell adhesion mediated by integrin; transforming growth factor beta receptor signaling pathway.
GGCCCCGGCCCGGCUCCAUAAGGCCGCGGGCCGCCGGCCGGACCCAGCGCCCCAGCCGGGAGGGGCGAUGAGGACGCGGAUCGCCAUGGCCUGGGCCCGGGCGGCGCGGAGCUGCCUCUGCCUCCUGCUGCUGGCCGCGCCCGGGCAGCCGGGCCGGGCGGGUUUCCAGCAGGUUUCUCAGUUGUCUUCCUAUGAAGUUGUAAUCCCGCAGAGGUUAGGAAGAGAACGGCGAGAGGCUUCCAAUGUCUCUUCAGUCCAGGACAAGGUGUCGUAUGCUAUUGAGAUCGAGGGAAAUGAAUACACGAUUCAUCUAGAAAAGAACAAGGAACUGCUGCCCAAAGACUUUGCGGUUUACACCUAUGAUAAGGAGGGGAAGCUGCAAUCUGAGUAUCCAGAUAUCCAGGAUCACUGCCAUUAUCAGGGAUACGUGGAGGGGACCCUGGAUUCCGUGGUUGCUGUCAGCACGUGCUCGGGGCUCAGGGGUUUGGUGACAAUAGGGAACAUCACCUAUGGAAUUGAGCCCAUGGAUUCCUCUUCUGGCUCUAAACACAUUCUAUAUCGACUGGAUAAUGUGAAGAGAGAGUCCGCGACGUGUGGGGUGACCAUGGAAGACCACGAAAGGGAACAUACAGAGGAAAAUCACCAUCCCAGUAUGACUCAGCUGCUGCGGAGAAAGAGGGCGGUCCUACAUCAGACAAGAUAUGUGGAGCUGUUCAUAGUUGUGGAUAAAGAGAAGUUUGAAGAUUUUGGGAAGAGUGAAACAGAAGUGAGAGAACACAUGGUGCAACUGGCAAACUUCCUGGACAGCAUGUACAUCAUGUUGAACAUCCGCAUUGUGCUGGUUGGUCUAGAGAUUUGGAAGUAUGAAAACUUAAUUAGCACAGACGGAGGUGCUGGGGAUGUGCUGGCAAAUUUUGUACAGUGGCGAGAGAAGAAUCUUGUUUUGCGCCGGAGGCAUGACAGCGCCCAGUUUGUUCUGAAGAAGGGCUUUGGUGGCACAGCUGGAAUGGCCUAUGUGGGAACAGUGUGCUCCAAGAGCCACGCAGGAGGCAUUAACGUGUUCGGAAGAAUCAGUAUACAGAUGUUUGCAUCGAUUAUGGCUCAUGAACUGGGGCAUAACCUGGGGAUGAACCACGAUGAUGAACGCGUCUGUCACUGCGGAGCAAGCAGUUGCAUUAUGAGCUCUGGAGCAUCAGGAUCGAGGAACUUCAGCAGCUGCAGUGCGGAAGACUUUGAGAAGCUAACUCUUAACAAAGGUGGGAGCUGCCUGCUCAACGUUCCCAAGCCCGAUGAAACCUAUAGUGUCCCAUACUGCGGGAACAGGCUGGUAGAUGCCGGGGAGGAAUGUGACUGUGGUUCACCAAAGGAAUGUGAAAGUGAUCCUUGCUGUGAACCAGGUACUUGCAGACUCCGAUCCGGUGCUGAAUGUGCUUACGGUGACUGCUGCAAAAACUGCCGGCUCCUUCCUGGAGGAACCGAGUGUCGGGCGAGCAACAACGAGUGUGACCUUCCAGAGUACUGCAACGGCACCUCCCAGUUCUGCCAGCCCGACUUCACCGUUCAGAACGGUCACCCCUGCCACAACGAGGAAGCCUACUGUUACAAUGGCGUUUGCCAGUACUACGAUGCGCAGUGUCAGGAUAUCUUUGGCUCAAAAGCCAAAGCAGCGCCCAACAUUUGUUUUGCUGAAGUGAAUUCCAAGGGUGACAGAUUUGGCAACUGUGGUUUCCAUGGCCAUGACUACAAGAAAUGUUCCAGCUGGAAUGCCAUGUGUGGGAAGCUGCAAUGUGAAAACGUGAAAACGAUGCCUGUGUUUGGGAUUAAGCCUGCUAUUAUCCAGACUCCCAUUACAGGCACCACGUGCUGGGGUGUGGAUUUCCAGCUAGGCUCUGAUGUCCCGGACCCAGGAAUGGUGAAUGAAGGCACCAAAUGUGAUACUGGAAAGAUCUGCAGGCACUUCCAGUGCGUGAGUGCCUCCGUGCUCAACUACAACUGCGACGUGGAGCGGCAGUGCCACGGGCACGGGGUGUGCAAUAACAACAGGAACUGUCACUGUGAAGCAGGCUGGGCCCCUCCUCACUGCGACACCAAGGGCUACGGAGGAAGUCUGGACAGUGGCCCCCCGUAUAACGACAAAGACACCUCGCUGAGAAAUGGGCUGCUGGUGUUUUUUUUCCUGAUCCUCCCGCUCCUUAUAGCUGCUGCUCUGGCAUUUGUAAAAAGAGACCGGCUGAAGCGAUGCUACAGAAGAUUAAUGUCACGCUGCCAUUCGUCACUGCAGCCACCACCUCCUAGAACAGAAAUGGAACCGAGAGACUACCCCCCCAGAGGCUUUUCCCACGGCAUGCCUUACGCUCCCAGAGGUGUUCCCACGGAUAUGGAACCAAACGCUUUUCCUGCUCCGUCGUACCCAGUUAGCCGGCAUCCUCAGCAGGCUUACCACCAGUCGUACUACCCGGCUCCGCAGUACCAGGCGUCGCAGCCACAGAAGCUGCCGACGAGGCCGCCACCGCCACAACAGAAGUGUGCACCUCAGGGACCUCCUCCACCCCAGCAGAAAUGUUUACCUCAGGGACACUAUUUCCCUUCUCGACCGGCACCUUUGCCUCCCAAAUAGCGUUUGGCUUCUCUGGGGCCUUGACGUGAGCCGAGCUGUUCACGGAGCCAGAGCUGAAGUUGCAGUUUCCCUUCUCGCAUCGAGUGGCCCGUGGAGAUCCCGGAGAGCCUUCCUUCUGCAGCCCGGGAUACGGCAAACGAGAUACUGAAACGAGGAAUGUAAACCUUUAAACUAAAUACCUCUACCAAAGCUACAGGAACUGAAAACAUCCAACGCGCUCUUAGAGCUGUCCCAGCAGUGUGGCUUUGUCACCCGCAGCGGGGCUCCGGCCGGAGCAGCCCGCGCUUCAGUCAUCUUCAAAGUACAGCACGUGGGAGUCGCUUCUGCUUUCCCCAUUUCUGCCACGAGCCCUAAUAACGAAAUUGUCUGGUUUGUUGUCGUCUUUCUAAAGGUACAGUGAAGGUUUGAAGUAACCCACGCCAUUUUCAAAACAAGGAGAUCCGGCCAAUUAAUUUAAAAUUAUUUCGCAUGGACUGGAAAAUGUUUUCCUUUACACAUUAAUGGCACAAGUGAAAUAAGGUAUCAGUGUACUUUUUCAGAGGAAGAUAAAUAUAUUGUAAACAUGUUUAUGCAUGUAUAAAUGUUUAUUGGUGUGUAAUAAUGCACUUAAAAUCUUACUUCCGUGCUGACUGACACUAAGCUGUGCUAUAUGAGCACUCAGUUUAAUGGGUUUAAAUUAGUAAUCGUGAGUUGCUAAACGAGGAUGCUGUACUAAUUUCCACUAAUAUCUUGAACUGCAAGACAACGUAGCGGAGGGCUACGAGGAUGAUCGGGGGACUGGACUAGAUGGUCUCCGGAGGUCCCUUCCAGCCCCUGCCAGUCCGGGGUCCUGUGAAGGGGCCGUGAAAAUAAAGGUACGAAAAGACAACGGCCGUAUUUGGGGUUAAAAGAAUGGGGCGCUCUUAGGUUUUAAUUUUGGUCUGAAGACUGAGUAACAGUCCCUGCAGAACAUCGAGAAGCAAAAAAUGUCUCUCUGCCUGGACCACCUGAGCUGCUCUCAGCACUUUAAACAGGAGCCUGUUGACUAAUGCGAAUUUUUCGCCUAAUCCUCCAACCCGUUUAGUGUCAGUCAGGAUGUGUCCGGCUAACGUGCGUUAGGGGGGGCUGCCGCCCGCUUCCGCGCCGCCCACCGUACUGGAGUUUAAAACGCCUUCUGAAAAGGGGCGUUCGGCGCCCGGCUGCUGGCCAGGGAGAGCUGUUGAUGGUGGUUCCGCGGUGCCGUGGGUAGGAACCGGACGCUGGUGGUCACAAACACAAAUCCGUUGCACAAACUCACUAGAAGUGCAGUAAGUACUGAAAAGAGUGCUUGGCUUAUUCACGUUGUGCUAGCCAUCGAGUACAAACUCCAAUCUGUAAAAUCCCCCAUAAUAUUGCCAAAAAGAAAUCUUUUCCUCUGUAUAUACUUAUAUAAAUAUAUAUAUAUAUAGUGUUUGCAUUUGCAGUAAUAAAAUACUUGAACUCCUGUGGUUUCCCAUAAACGUAGACUAAGGUUUAUAACACUAUUAAAAUAUGUAAAAUGUCAGCUAGAAUAUCACCAGAUGUAUUUGGGGGGCGUCUUCUCUUUGUUCCAAGAUAAUCACUUCCUAAUUUUUGUUGUAUUCUGCUCAGUUUGGGCCGUCUGUUUGUCCGUCCGUAGUGACCGGCCCUGCAGCCGGAGGCCGAUGGCGCGGGGCCGCUCGGAGGGUGGGGAGGAGAGGAGGGAAUCCAGGGAAUGAGGUCACCGGGAGAGACGUACUUCAUUGUAUUCGAAGCUGUUUGUGUGAACUAAAACUAUGCUGAAAAUGGUGCCUUUUAAUAGCUAAGAGCUUUUAUACUUCCAGCGUGCACAUUAGCAGUAUUGCAGGGUGGUGGUGUAGGGCAGCGCACACGCGGUUUUUAGACGUGAUCCUACGGAAAGGAAAUAGCUCAAAUUUUACAUGUGUUGAAUAUUGAAGAUGACUACUGACUUUCUUUUUUAAAGUGUACGCGUACCCCUGUCCCCCGAGGAGGUCUGUGUCCCGCACACGUUUAGACCGGUGCCCUCCGCAGACCCGUCCCCGCUCUGUGCGUCGCGUCGCUCCUGUGCCGUCGGGGCCUGACGAAAGGGCUGUUACCGACCCCUUUGUAAGAAUCAAACGAGCAAUAAAGAUGCCAGUUUUGUACAAG